CUGAUAUCAUGUCAAAAGCUCUCCCAGAGCGCCAAGAAACUUUGGAUUCUGACAUUAGUCAUUGUCACACCACUCAGCUCUCUCAAACCUAAACUCAUGGACUCUGUCGUUGUCAGAGCUGGGAAUAACACUUGUCCCGGCAUCUUUCUCAGCACGAUGGAUAAGAUGCAUGGUCCAGAUCACACAUUCAAGCUGGAUGUGGGCACAAUCCAUUCCGCGCCCCUCAGAGGACAGUGGUCAAGCAAAAUUGAGUUCCUCUUAGCUGUGGCAGGCCAGAUUAUAGGCCUUGGAAAUGUGUGGCGGUUUCCUUACCUCUGCUACAAAAACGGAGGAGGGGUAUUCUUCAUCCCCUACACACUCUUCCUCUUCUCCUGUGGCAUCCCCUUGUUCCUCCUGGAGACGUCUCUCGGCCAGUAUACCAAGCAGGGAAGUAUCACCUGCUGGAGAAAAAUAUGUCCACUAUUUGACGGGUUGGGUUAUGGCAGUCAAGUGGUUGUUUUGUACUCCAGUAUUUAUUACAUUGUCAUAUUAGCCUGGGCAUUCCUGUAUCUCUUCUCCUCCUUCAACUCUGAACUUCCCUGGGCCAGCUGCAAAAACAGCUGGAACACAGAGACUUGUGUAGAGUUUGAUCGGAUGCCUGGUUUUAACGGAACUGUUGUUGAAAAUGCAACAUCACCAGUGAAAGAGUUUUGGGAGAGAAGAGUUCUGAACAUCACAGGGAGCAUCAAUGAAUUGGGCAGUUUACGGUGGGAGCUGGUUCUUUGUCUUCUACUGUCCUGGAUCAUCUGUUACUUUUGUGUAUGGAAAGGAGUGAAGUCUACGGGGAAGGUAGUUUACGUUACCGCUACAUUUCCAUAUCUGAUGCUAACUGUGCUGCUUAUUCGUGGACUCACACUACCAGGGGCCCUCGAUGGGAUCAAGUUUUAUCUUUACCCAGAUCCUUCCCGGCUAAGUGAUCCACAGGUGUGGAUGGAUGCCGGCACUCAAAUAUUCUAUUCUUAUGCUAUUUGUAUUGGAUGCCUAGUUGCACUUGGCAGCUACAAUAAGUACAACAACAACUGCUACAGGGAUUGUGUAUAUUUGUGCCUUUUGAACAGUGGAACCAGUUUUGUGGCGGGUUUUGCCAUCUUCUCUGCUCUUGGGUUCAUGGCUUAUGAGCAGAACACAGACAUAUCAAAAGUUGCAGAGUCAGGGCCUGGCUUGGCAUUCAUUGCCUAUCCGCGAGCAGUUGCUAUGAUGCCAUUUCCCCAAAUAUGGGCAAUAUUCUUUUUUAUUAUGAUAAUCCUGCUUGGACUGGACAGUGAGUUUGUGGGCCUGGAAGCUAUAGCAACAGCUAUCUCUGACUUGAACCCUCCUUUCUUCCACGUUGGCCAUCGACGUAAACUCCUCCUGCUUGCCAUAUGUGUCUUCAGUUUCUGCAUCGGUCUUGUGAUGGUGACAGAAGGUGGAUUGUACAUAUUUCAGGUCUUUGACUACUAUUCCUGCAGCGGAAUGACUUUGCUACUCUUUGCCAUUCUGCAGUCUGUGUGUAUUGGAUGGGUAUAUGGCGCUGACAGGUUUUAUGACAUCAUAGAGGACAUGAUUGGAUACAGGCCCCUGCCCUUAAUUAAAUACUGUUUGAAAUAUGUCACACCUGUGAUUUGUGUGGGCACAUUUGUUUUCUCUUUGGUUAAAUACACUCCUCUGAAGUUCAACAAUACAAUCGAGUAUCCUUGGUGGGGUUACGCCCUCGGCUGGUGGUUCACGCUCUCCUCAACCCUCUUUGUUCCUCUUCGGAUGCUGUACAAUCUUUACAUCACUCCUGGUUCACUGCAGCAGAGGAUCUCUGUCUUAUGCACACCGUCUCGAGACCUUCCCGUGACCAAAUCAGAGAAGAACAACUUAGAACUGCUAACCUUGCCCCAAUGUAGCGAGAAUAUGAUCUGACAAAGUGUCAGAUGUGUUGAACACCAUAGAAACAUAAGAAUAAGCAUCAAUCCAUCAAGGGAUUCUACAGCAAGCUUUGUAGAAGCAUCUCCAAAUCACUAGGUGUUUAGACCAAUGUCUGGAAUGUCUGAGGGAGAAGUUGAGCCACUCGUCACCAGCUGCUUAUAACUCAUAGAUUUGUUUUGUUUUAUGUUUUUGGCAUGCCUAAACCUUCACCACUAAUCAUUUUUGUCAAUAGUCAUUAAAAAAAUCUGUCUUUUAUAUCAGACCCCAUAGAGGGAAAGUAUUUUUUUAACUGAGCAAUGUUUCUAUCAUUUCAGGUCUGCAUUAUGUUAUGUGUAGAUAGAUGAAUGUGCAAAUACAAAAAUAGUUUUUUUCAAAUUGGGCAUUGCUGAGCAACUUUCAAAUAGAAAUAUGUUUUAGGAAACCAGGGAUUCAUUCAUUUUUGUAUUUCGUUGUACAGCAAAACUUUUGUUUUAGUUUUGAACAUUUCUCAUUAUUCAUGUCUUAUAUAUUAUUGGUAUUAUUGUUAGUACUAUCUUUGUUAUUGUUAGUACUAUCUGCAUUAUCAUUCACUCAUAAUCUGUCAGAUACCAUUUUACUCAUUUAAUGUUAAUCGCUUUUGGUAUAGUCCACAUGACUUUGAGCGAUUGGGUUGAAUGUUUUAUUAUUGAGAUUCUGAGAGGUGGUGCGUUAGUUAGCAUCUUUUCCCCACAGUGAAAAGGCUCGCAGUUCGAAUCAUGGCUUCUUACAUGCAUGUUAGGUCAAUUGGGGACCCUAAAUUGCCUGUAGGAGUGAAUGAGUGCGCACAGUCCGUGUAGUCCUGUCGUCGAAUGGCAGCCAGUCUCUCGCCCAAUGGCCGAUGGGAAAGGCUCCAGCAUAAAUAAUAGAUGGAUGGUUUAGGACAGAUCAGCACUGGUUGGUAGAUUUUUUUUUUUGCUUUUAACCCACAGUGAAGCUAGGGUGAAAGUGUAUUCAAGACUUUCACAGCUGAGUGGGGUGUCUGAGGUGCAAUCUUGGCUUAUGAUAAUAGUGCAAACUCAUACUGGAAUAUUGUAUCAACAUGGAAAUCUGACAUUUAUCAGUUGCAAUAUUUUUGUCAACUGAUUUAGAGGAGACCCCUACCUCUCACCCUGCCUCCCCACCCUUGCAUAUUUUUUGUGGCCAUUAUGGUGACAAUUAUGUUUUUGCAUUGUAAAAUAAGAAAUUUGUUUCUUCUUUGCAAGAAAACGGACAUCUAUUUGAUGUUUCUGUUUCAUACGGUUCUAAAAUGAGGAGCAGUGUGAAUAUGACAUGCGUAUGAAAGCAAGAGACCAGAGGAAAGUGGAAUGUUACACUUAGAAAGUGCAAUAAUUUGUGAAAUAGAUUUAUAUUGCACUUAUGAGAUUUGUUAUUAUUAAUUAUUAUUAUUUGUAACCCUUUUCUUAUGUGCCGCACAGUAAAAAUAAUUUGCCAAUUUAACACAACAAAAGCAACUGCUGGCCUGUUUUUGUUACACAUGCUGCUAAAAAGAAUGCAUAGAAUUGCAUCACCUGAUGCCUUAUUGUAAACUUUGUACAGCUAUUCCUGAGAGAAUCCUGUGUCGAUAAUCAGUCAGUCUCACUUUGUGGUACGUGGCCAAGGUUGCAUAACGUUCAGUCAUAAAGCCAUACAUCAGAAUACAUCAAUCAGCAGUGUCACUUUCGCCUUACGGUGUCAUAAAUUGAGGAGAACAAUUAGCGUGACGCCUAGAUAUUGUGCGCUCAGCUGUUGAGUCACCAUGUCUUCCAGCAUUUUAAUGUUGGUCGUUAUACAGAGGGUGACUACAUACUUAUGUAUAUAGUCACAUAUGAAAUGUUGAUCAGCAUUAGCUUCUCCACCAUUUAAUAUUUUGAAAGAUUUGAAUGAAAAUUUACAUUUUUGCUAAACUGAUGGCCCCCACAGUUGAAUUAAUAUAUUGCAUUUUAAACACUAACUUAAUCUUUUCUUCUUUUUUCUGUAUUUGAACUUUAUCCGUUUUUCAAAGAAUUCCCAUAACACAAUGGUUUGACAUACAAAUGCUGUAACAUGCCAUUUUUUAUGUUUAGGAAACACUCUCAUUUCCAUUAUCAAUAGAUGGCAGAAACUGUGAAAAUGUGUGUUUGUUAUCAAUAAUGAUAAUAUUCAGUUCCCUAUUAACCAUUAUUACCACAGCCUAUACCUAGAACAAACAGUAUAUUCAGCCAUGUUUCUGUUUAAUUGAACUGUCAAGAUUGUUAUGGUGUACAUGUCAAUGUUUUAAUGUUUUAAAGAUUAUACCUGUCUUUUAAUCAUGAACUUUUUGCCAACUGUUUACGUGUCCCAUUUUCUUCUAGCUUAGUUGGCUCAACUGUUGAAAGAGAAUCAGUGCUUCACAGUAUAAAAACUCUUCAUAAAUCAUUUAUAAAUUGUACGUAACAGUGAUCUACUAGAGAUAAGUUAAAGUAUGAAUGAAUGAACUGUGACACCUUUAGACUAUUUGGAGCAUUUUUACUGUGGUUUGCUGACAGCACUGUGACCUUUGAGCCACCACGAUAUCCUAUUUACAGAUAUAUUGUCAGUAAGUGCCUAUAGCUACUUUUAAACUGUAACUAAGUAGCAGGACUGUUGCCACUUUUUCAUUUGUUUAUUUCCAUACCAACACGACUGUAUUGUGUUCCAUUCUGUAUUAUAAUGCAUUGAAUUCUCCUGAAUUACUGAGUACGGUUCACUGUAGAGAACCCACUAAGAAUAUAUGUAAUUACCUGCUUUUAAAUAAACACACUGUGUAAAA
Molecule: messenger RNA, 4696 nt
Organism: Menidia menidia (Atlantic silverside)
Lineage: Eukaryota; Metazoa; Chordata; Actinopteri; Atheriniformes; Atherinopsidae
Source: the annotation of a GenBank genome assembly